AGUAUUGUUACUGCUAGUACUCCCUACUAGUAGUAGCAGUACAGCUCCAGGCCUGUAAACACAUCCCCUCCCUCCUCUGCCGCUGCAGGCGCUGGCUGCAGCAUCUCCUCCCCUCGCUGCUGCAGCGGCGGCAGCCGGCGGCCGGCUGCUGCAGCUGUUCCUCACCUCCCGCGUUUUACGCCAAUAUCCCAACAAAUUCUGAGAAAAAAGCUGUUUUUUUCCGACUUCUGUUUGCCUGCCACCGGUGGCGUUCUCCGGCGGCGCUUCGGAUCGCCGCUGCUUCGCCUCCCUCUCCCUCUUCCUCUCCCGCGGCGGCGAAGAGGGGAGGGAGACGGACUCAUGAAGGGCCUAGUAAUUGUCCUGGCAUUGGUGCUGGCCGCCGCGCUCGGCUCGGCCCGCGGCGAACGCGAACUGCGGCGGCUGCGGGACCAGACGCCGCCGGGGUCGCGACCGCACAGCGUCACCAUCACCGAGUUCGGCGCCGUCGGGGACGGCAAGACCCUCAACACGGUGCCCUUCCAGAACGCCGUCUUCUAUGUCCGCUCCUUCGCCGACAAGGGCGGCGCGCAGCUGUACGUGCCCAAGGGCCGCUGGCUCACCGGCAGCUUCAACCUCACCAGCCACCUCACCCUCUACCUGGAGAAAGGCGCAGUCAUCAUCGGCUCAAAGGAAUCAUCACAAUGGCCGAUUGUGGAACCUUUGCCAUCUUAUGGCCAAGGGCUAGACCUUCCUGGUCCUAGACAUCGAAGCUUAAUAAAUGGAUAUAACUUAACGGAUGUUGUCAUAACUGGGAACAAUGGAGUUAUUGAUGGCCAGGGAUCAGUAUGGUGGCAGUGGCUGCGCUCCCAUGAGCUGAACCAUAGUCGCCCCCAUCUCGUGGAGUUUCUGCAUUCUGAAGAAAUUGUGAUCUCAAACUUGACAUUCUUAAAUUCACCUGCCUGGAGCAUACAUCCGGUGUACUGCAGUAAUGUAAAGGUCCACAAUGUGACGAUUGAGACCUCACUGGAUGCUCCACGGACUGAUGGCAUAGUUCCAGAUUCAUGUUCAAAUUUAUGCAUUGAAGACAGCACUGUUAGUGUUAGUCAUGAUGCCAUCUCACUGAAAAGCGGAUGGGACAAGUACGGCAUUUCCUUUGGAAGGCCAACUUCAAACAUUCAUAUCAACAGAGUGAAUCUGCUAUCAUCUUCCGGAGCUGCUCUUGCAUUUGGCAGCGAGAUGUCUGGUGGGAUCUCAGAUAUUCAUGUUAACCACCUACGGAUCCGUGAUUCCUACAAAGGUAUUUCUUUCAAGACCUCACCAGGCCGUGGGGGUUACAUAAAGCAAGUGGCUAUCUCCGAUGUUCAAAUGAAAGAUGUCCAUGUUGGCAUUGAGUUCACUGGUAACUGUUCAAGCCACCCAGAUGACAGUUUUGACCCGUCUCAGCUCCCAGUGAUCAAUCAAAUCACAUUGAAGAACUUGGUUGGCACAAAUAUCUCGGUUGCUGGAGUUUUGGCAGGAAUUGAUGGCGCCCCGUUUACUGCGAUCUGCCUUUCGAAUCUCAAUUUCUCGAUGGCUGCUGAUUCUGCUUCCUGGUCAUGUUCCAAAGUUGCUGGGUACUCUGAAAUGGUCUUCCCAGAACCUUGCACAGAGCUUAGGGAUCCAUCCUCUAGUUCUUCCAUCUGCUUCUCCCUUUCUAGGUACAGUGCCAUUGCGAUAGCAUAAUCACAUAUAGAGUACCCUGUUCAUUCUUCCCAUUUCUUAUUCCAGUCCUUGUACAAUCUAGUGACAUUGAGCCUCCAUCACCAUCAUUUCGCAAUUCUUUACCAAUAAAUGCAUCAGAAAAAAAGAGUCAUAUCACUCCCCCUGUCAUGGCCGCGAGGCUCGGAUUAUAAGCUGCAUGAUGAUCUUGAGGUGGAAGAAUCAAGUGGGGCUGUGGACAGCUAGGUGCUUGCUUGUACAGCUACAUUUCUUUAUUCAAUCUGUAAGAAGGAAAUUUUUUUUUGGUAGGUGUUGAGUGCAGAACAGUUGCUUCAUACCAUUGUCAUUUGGUUAUAAAUUAUCAACAUCGUGAUUAAAUUAUCUGUGUAUAUUCCAUCUCCCUUUUAGCAUCAGUCUGAUUGAGAGCGAUCGCAUGUUAUCUUGUAAUUUGACAGGCUGGCUGUGAAUGUAGAGCCAGGGUGCUUCUUGGUAUAAAUAAUUUGGUGUCAAUUCGGUUGUUAGACUGAUGUUGAUUGCUGCCUUUGUCCUCUCUGGGGGACAUUA
Messenger RNA from Panicum hallii, 2241 nucleotides. RefSeq names its product probable polygalacturonase. The record is from RefSeq and is a predicted model, not a curated record. Gene Ontology annotation, biological process: carbohydrate metabolic process. The transcript is spliced from 6 exons. Gene Ontology annotation, molecular function: polygalacturonase activity. The coding region runs from base 340 to 1701 and encodes 453 amino acids. NCBI's taxonomy places the organism in Eukaryota, Viridiplantae, Streptophyta, Magnoliopsida, Poales, Poaceae.